Cotesia congregata is the source of this 807-nucleotide messenger RNA. The record is from the annotation of a GenBank genome assembly. NCBI's taxonomy places the organism in Eukaryota, Metazoa, Arthropoda, Insecta, Hymenoptera, Braconidae.
AUGAACUUAAUAAAAAGUAUCGUAUUUGGAAAAUACCUCAUAGUCACAAACACCGUGAGUUGUGGCUUGAUGAUGGGUAUUGGGGAUAUUUUGCAGCAGCGCAGCGAACAAUGGAAACGUAAAUAUUUACAAGUGUCUGCUGAUCAGGAGCUAGAUAUAAUGGAUGAUAAAAAAAAUACUUUAUUCUUUGUCCAAUCCUCGAAUAAUUUCAACAAUGAUAAUCAAAGUAAUCAACUGGUAAAUCUGACCAAUAAAUUCGAGGACAACGAUUCAGCAAGCAGUGGUCUUGACGUCAUCCGCACUCGAAAUAUGACAAUGAUUGGGAUUAUCCAAGGGCCUUUUCAUCAUUACUUUUACGGAUUUUUGGAUAAAUUUUUGCCUGGAAAAACAGCCACGUCAAUUGUUAAGAAAACAUUCCUCGACCAAGUGAUUGCCAGUCCUACAUGUCUUUCUAUUUUCUUUUUCGGUCACGAGAUGCUAGAGCAGCGAGAUCUUCGCUUGAUCUACGGGGAAAUUUUGGCGAAGCUUUUAGAGACUUAUAAAGUGGAUUGUUGCUUUUGGCCACCCACUCAAAUAGUCAAUUUUUUGUUCAUACCAAUACAGUACCGCGUGAUUUAUAUCAACCUAAUGAAUGUUUUCUACAACAUAUUUUUAUCGCACACAAAAUAUAUCAGUCUGCAGCGACUUCUUGUUAAUGGAAAGUUUACAGAGAUAAUAAAUCAAUUUUUAAUCCAUCAUCGAUCAGCAGUAUCUUAUCAUAGUGCGAGGCACAACAAAAUAGAUUUCCGCAAUAACAAUCUGAAAUAA